Molecule: messenger RNA, 1752 nt
Organism: Choloepus didactylus (southern two-toed sloth)
Lineage: Eukaryota; Metazoa; Chordata; Mammalia; Pilosa; Megalonychidae
Product: basic proline-rich protein-like
Exons: 6
Coding region: 1-1752 (583 amino acids)
Source: RefSeq, a predicted model, not a curated record
AUGCUCCCUCCGCGGCCCCCCAGUCCCGUCCUUACGCACGCCCCCAGCCCCGCUCCCACACAUGCGCCCCAGUCCCGCGCUUACACACAGCACGCACCGCCGGCCCGGGCCGGCCCGCACUGGCACCCGCGGCCCCGCUCCCCUCGCUCCGCGCCGCGGGCGUCCGCCCUGCCGGGCCGGGAAAACAAAAGUGAAACCGCCUGCGGGAAGGCGGGCCAGGGGCCGGCCCGGGGCUGCGCCUCCUCCUCCUCGCCCCACCCUGCUCCUCGGCCUGCCGGGCCCUGGGCCUUGCGCCCUCUCCAGCCACCACCUGACUUCUGGCAUAACCACCGCCCGCCGGCCGGGGGCCCUGUGCCGAGGGCUGCGCGGAGGAGGCGGGCGUGGGCCUCUCAAGUGUCGAGCUGCCACUGGCCUCCACCCCCCACCUCCAGUGCAAACCUCGCGCUCGUCCAGGGGCCCAAGGACCCCGCCCAGCCUGCAGACCCCCCUCUAGAGCGCAGGGCACCUGCGGCCACUUGUCUCCACCUGCCGGGCCUUGGUAGUCAAGAAAGCAGGCCUGGGGUGCGGCUGCCUGGCCCCCUUCUCACCAGCCGGGUGGCCCUGGCUCACUGUGGCACCACCUCACUGAGUGUCCUCACUGGAAAAAUGAGCACAACAGUAGACAGUGCUGGGCGGACUGAAGGGGGUGAUAAGGGCAGUGACGUGUCCAGGCCUCACCCACUGCAAAGCCAGCAGGAGCUCCCCGCCCGGCCGCGGGUCGGGUCCGCGGUGCAGGCCGCCGAGGGGCCCCGCGCGGCGACACGAUCUCUGCGAAGCCCCGCCCCCACCCUUCCCGCGAAGCCCCGCCCCUCCCCGCGAAGCCCCGCCCCCGCCGAGCCCCUUCCGCGAGGCCCCGCCUCGGCGCCGUCACAAGGCCCGGCUGCGUCUCCCGAGCGGCAGGUGCGGGCCCAGCGAGCCGGGCCCCGCGGAGCAGGCGACCGGCCUCCGACCGUCUGGCCGCCCAGCGGACGCCGCGCGCCCCGGCCUGCGGUGCCAGCGAGCGGUGAGCCCCAAGCCCGAGCCGGGAGCGCCCCGGAGCCGCGGGAACGGCCGCGCCGGCCGCCGCCACCGCACGAGCCCUGCGCAGCGAGCGGCCGGCCUGCGGACCGGCGGGCAGGGGUCCGGCCGGGGCGCGCGGCUCGGCUGGGGCCAGUGAGGGCGCCGGGGGUUGGGGGGGAAGCCGCGGCGGUCGCAGACAGGUCGAGGGUCGGCGGCGGCGAGAACCGCGGCCCCUCGCGCCCCCGGGCCGGGCCGGAGACACUGUCGCGCCUUCGUGCCGGUUCCCGCGGCCCCCGCGGCCUCCACCCGCCUCGCCCACACGCCUGCUUUGUUCCCCCGCAAGCGCUCCGGUCGCCUCCAUCCCCCACACGCCUCCGCACCCCGCUGUUUCCGGCGUACCCCAGUGGCAGCGCCCCAGGCCUGCGCCCCAGGGCUGCGGGGUGCGGGAGGGACUGGCGGGCCCUGCCCUUUGGCGAGGGGAGCCCGCACCUGGGGCUGAGCUCUGACUCCGGAGGCGCCAGCGGUGCCUUUGGGAUCGGCCGGGAGCAGCCCCUUGGGCAGCCCGCGGCCGCUGGGUGCCGCCUUGCCCCUGGUGUCUCUUCCUGGGCCCUGCAGCCCAGGGCCGAGGCCGCGGAUCCGGGCGAUCCCGUGCUCCGGGUUAGGGCAUCAGGUGGGGCCUGCGGCCGGCCUGGCUCGGUGACACCGCCCCGCUGA